AAAAAUGGUUGAAGCUACUAAGCCACAAACUCCACAAGGUGCAGACUUGUUAGGCAGAUUCGCUUUAGCUGGUGCUCUCUGUUGCGCUAUCACCCACGGUGGUGCUACCCCAAUUGAUGUCGUUAAGACUAGAAUCCAACUCGAGCCAGAAACCUACAGAGGCGGUAUGCUCAAGUCCUUCCGUCAAAUCGCUUCAACCGAAGGUCCAGGUGCUCUCCUUACCGGUGCUGGUCCAACUUUCGCUGGUUACUUCCUUCAAGGUGCAUUCAAGUUCGGUGGUUACGAAUUCUUCAAGAAGCAAGCCGUCGACUACGUCGGUCUUGAAAACGCAAAGGACAACAGAACCGCUAUCUACCUCGGUUCAUCAGCUCUCGCUGAAUUCUUUGCUGACAUUGCCCUCUGUCCAUUAGAAGCUACCCGUAUUCGUUUAGUUUCAAACCCACAAUUCGCAUCCGGUUUAGUUUCUGGAUUCACCAAGAUUGUCGGUCAAGAAGGUGUUGGUGCCUUAUACGCCGGUUUCGGUCCAAUCUGUUUCAAGCAAAUUCCAUACACUAUGGCUAAGUUCGCUGUUUACGAAACUGUCUCAGAACAAGCUAUCCACGCAUACGGUAAGCCAAAGUCUGAACUUUCAGGUGCUGAAGCAAACACCAUCAACCUUGGUUGUGGUUUGAUUGCUGGUAUGGCCUCAGCUGUCAUCUCCCAACCAGCCGACACCUUGCUUUCAAAGAUCAACAAGACUGAAGCUAAGGCUGGUGAGAGCACCACCCAAAGAUUGGCUGGUCUCGCUAAGCAACUCGGUGUUGGUGGUAUGUUCUCCGGUAUUGGUACACGUCUUGUUAUGGUUGGUGGUAUCACCGCUGGUCAAUUUGCCCUCUACGGCUCUAUCAAGUCCUCCCUUAACGCAACUGGUGGUACUGAAAUUGCCAAGUAAGACAACUUUAGACAUAAUACAUUUAAGAUACAUUUUCCAUUUGAUCCCUAUGCAUU
Wallemia mellicola CBS 633.66 is the source of this 987-nucleotide messenger RNA. RefSeq names its product mitochondrial phosphate carrier protein. Bases 5 to 931 code for a protein of 308 amino acids. Gene Ontology annotation, biological process: mitochondrial phosphate ion transmembrane transport. Gene Ontology annotation, molecular function: phosphate transmembrane transporter activity. The record is from RefSeq and is a predicted model, not a curated record. Gene Ontology annotation, cellular component: mitochondrial inner membrane. NCBI's taxonomy places the organism in Eukaryota, Fungi, Basidiomycota, Wallemiomycetes, Wallemiales, Wallemiaceae. The transcript is spliced from 6 exons.